CCCUACACAAAGCUUUCAUCUUUUUGUCUUUGCUUCAACACUCACCAUAGACACAGCUGACGGCCGAAUAGCUCUCUCUUCUUGCUUGCAGAAACAAUGGCCCCCAAAACCAAAUCCCGCUUAGUAGACCAGCCUCCUUCUGCAUCGUCCUCUGAAGAACAAGAACUGGUGGAGGAAUCCCAGGAAGAAGAAGAACAACAAUCGGGGGAGGAAGAAGGAGAAGAAAAUGAAGAACCCAAGACAGCUCAUCCAGUUGUAAAGAGAUCCCUCACUCAGAAACUCCAAUUUUCUUCUGAGUCCGGCAGCGAGAAUGGGUCAGGAUCCGAAUCGGAAGCCGAAUCGGGCCAUUCCCUGCCUUCCCCUUCUGCAUCGGACUUCACUGUCAACCCCAGUGUUCCUGCUAAAGCUGCUCCCCCAUCGAAAUCAGUAGCAAAGAGGCCGCAAGAGGCCCAGAAAGAAAAAGGGAGGAAGAAGCCCAAGAUUGUAGAAGAAGAGGAGAAAAAAUCAGCUGCUACUCCUCGCUUUCUUUGGAGCGAUGACGACCAGCUUGCUCUGCUCAAAGGGAUUGCUGAAUACAAGGCGGUAGAAGGAAUGGAACCUAAAGCCGAUAUGUCUGCGUUUCAUGAAUUCAUCAGAGGGAAGUUGCAGGUUGAAGUUUCAAAGAGUCAACUCAGUGAAAAGCUAAAGAGGUUAAAGAAGAAAUUUUUGAGUAAUGUGAAAGGUGGCGAGGAGCCAGUUUUCAUGAAGGGUCAGGAUUUUUUAGUUUUUCAGCAUUCAAAGAGGAUUUGGGGUGCCCCUGGAACUAGUAAUGGAGUUAAGGAGAUUGUUACCAAUAGCACUAAUGGCAAAGCUAAAAAGGCUGUUGAGGUUAAGAUGAGUUCUGAACCUAAGAAAAGUGCUAAAGUUAGCAAACCCAAGGAUGAUGAGAAUCAUAAGGAAGCUGUAAAGGAGGUGGUUAAGGAGGAUAUAGUUAAGGGUGAUCAACAGGAUUUCCAGUCCGAAUAUCCACGAUUGGCUGCAUCAUUUGAAAGUAUGGCUGGCAUGUCUACAAUGUAUCCAAAUGGUACUAGUUUUUUGAAGGAGAACAUGAGUUUGAUUGCUACUGACAAGGCUAAAGUGUUGGAGGAGAAGUGGAAGAAACUGGAGGAUGACGAAGCUGCCUUGAUGGUGAAGCGCUUAGAUUUGAUUGCGGAGCAUUACAGAUUGGUGGUUGAUGCAAUGAGAGGUAACUAGAUGCUGGUGGAUCAUGUUUCUAUUGGAUGCUACAAGUUUUGAUACUGUUUCGGUUGAGUCUUAGAUUUUGUUUCAUAUAUUCUUGUUUCUCAAGACAAUUCCUUCUCGCGUUGAUGUACUUAUGUUUAGUCCGCGAGGUAGAUUUAGUUUAUCAGGUUUAUUCCUACAUUUUAUUGCUUAUUUAGUUUUACUAGUGAACUGGUUUGGAUGAUAUCCGCUGUGUUGCUUCUUAUAUAUGUUAGUGUGGUAUGGAGUGAUUGGCUCUAUUGUUGAAUUGCAAUGAAAUGCCUACACAUUCCUAUCAUAUGAUGUAUGGUGGAAACAAGCUUAGGAACAGCUGAAGUGGAAUGUCUGGAGACAUUCUGGUUCAUCCUUUGUAAUAUGUCAUUUCCUAUUCCAGAUGGAAAUAUAUUUAAAUGCGAUCAUUCUCAGUUUUUGCAGUUU
Solanum verrucosum is the source of this 1677-nucleotide messenger RNA. Its product is annotated as STOREKEEPER protein-like. Lineage: Eukaryota; Viridiplantae; Streptophyta; Magnoliopsida; Solanales; Solanaceae. Gene Ontology annotation, cellular component: nucleus. Gene Ontology annotation, biological process: regulation of DNA-templated transcription. The coding region runs from base 97 to 1233 and encodes 378 amino acids. The record is from RefSeq and is a predicted model, not a curated record. The transcript is spliced from 2 exons.